AUGCUCGCUACCAGAUCCUUCGUUGUCGGCUCAUUACCACUCGCUUUUACCCUCUCCCCGUCCCAGCUCCGAUUAAUCUCCUCCAUUGGUAUGGGAGUCCUGGUGGGGACUUCAUUGAUUGUUAUUAUACCCGAGGGUGUAGAGACCCUUUAUAGCGCUAGCUAUUCCGGCCAGAAAGGCCUCAGUACACGAUCGACUGGUAUCGAUUGGCAGUCGCAAGGGCUACCCUUCGCGGCGAGAUCUAUACUGAACACCGACGAAGAUGCCUCCGGACAAACGGACACCCCCGUCGCAUUCCUAUCACUAGAUAACGAACCCUCCGCCUCUCUUUCAGUCCGGGACCAGCCUUCACUCAGGGGUUCUAGAUUACGUGUACGCAAGGAGGAGUCGAGUGAAUCUUCAAAGAAAGAGGAGGAGGAAAGCUCCCCGCAUGCAUGGAUUGGAAUUGCUCUAGUCAGUGGAUUCAUUUUGAUGUACUUGGUUGAUAAAUUGCCGGAAUUCGCAUCGCCGACCAAGGACGAACGCAUUCCCUACCAUAUCUCGCUUGAUAAUCUUGGCUCCGGGUUGAGACGCAACUCCUCGCUCAACCGCGACGGACUUUUGAAUGCCGGACAUUCAAGUUCGCGCCGCGGGCACAGCUUUGCUACGACUACAGGUCUAGUGAUUCAUGCUGCAGCCGAUGGUAUCGCAUUGGGUGCUUCAAGCUCUGACACUGGUCUCAGCUUUAUCAUCUUUUUGGCUAUUAUGGUGCAUAAAGCCCCCGCAUCGUUUGGAUUGACCUCAAUCCUGCUCAAGCAGGGACUCUCGAGUCGGACUGCGAGGGCCCAUUUGUUGAUUUUCAGCUUGGCAGCCCCUGUUGGUGCUGUUGCUACUUUCCUUUUUGCACAUAUGAUGGGAUCAUCCAGCGGCGACGAGACUGGUUCUCAGUGGCGUACUGGAAUGCUCCUCCUCUUCUCUGGUGGUACCUUCUUGUGA
Molecule: messenger RNA, 975 nt
Organism: Penicillium malachiteum
Lineage: Eukaryota; Fungi; Ascomycota; Eurotiomycetes; Eurotiales; Aspergillaceae
Product: Mn(2+) transporter ATX2
Exons: 1
Coding region: 1-975 (324 amino acids)
Biological process (GO): transmembrane transport; zinc ion transport
Cellular component (GO): membrane
Molecular function (GO): metal ion transmembrane transporter activity
Source: RefSeq, a predicted model, not a curated record